AUGGCUGACAUUAGUAAAUCGCUUGAUGACAAUGUUGUCAUUUCACGUCGUACGUUGAACACAUUUGGUGGCGUGUUUUGCUCUGUAACGUUAUCCCAGUUCAGUAGUGUGAUAUUUCUACGUUUAGGGUUUAUUAUUGCUCAUGCUGGUUUGCUGGAAAGUAUAUUACAACUAUUUCUAUCCUAUUUCAUUCUGUUGCUGACUGUAUUUUCUAUAUGCGCAAUUAGUACAAAUGGGGCAGUUGAAGGAGGAGGUGUAUAUUUCAUGCUCAGUAGGACUUUAGGCCCUGAAUUCGGUGGAGCUAUUGGAUCGAUAUUUUUCCUCGCACAAGUUUGUAGUGCUGCUUUGUAUAUAGCGGGAUUAGUGGAAGCUGUGCUCAUAAAUUUCGGUCCUGGAGGUAUUUUAUUCGAUGGGGUACUACCUGGUGAAAAUCACUGGUGGAGUUACCUGUAUGCCAUAGUUAUUCUUGCACUUUGUACGUCUAUCUUAUUAAUUGGUAGUCAAAUGUUUGCUCGUGCUCUGUACUUCAUUCUUGCAGUUGUGGUUAUUGUUAUUAUCUGCGUAUUUGCUAGUUUCUUUCUACAACCAAAAUUAAUACCUUUGCCAAGAUCUAAUUCGCUUAUUUAUAAUUCAUCAACAUCAAAUAAUAUAACUAUAUUUGCCGAGUUUACUGGCUUAAAUGGGAAUACAUUCAAAGAAAAUAUUUAUCCUAUGUAUUCAAUUGAUUAUACCACUGGUUCAUUGACGUCUUUCGUCAUUGUUUUCUCCGUAUUAUUUUCUGGUGUAACUGGGAUAAUGAACGGUGCAAAUGUGUCUGGUGAAUUAAAGAAUCCUUCUCGUUCAAUCCCUUUGGGAACUCUAUCUGCUUUACUUUGUACAUUGUUAAUUUAUCUCGUUAUGAUGAUAUUCUCAGCUUCUUCUAACAGCCGAUAUCUGUUAUUAAAUAACAAUAUAUUUAUGCAAUCAAUUAGUUUUUGGCAACCAAUCGUUGUAAUAGGUGUUUUUGCCACUACAUUAUCAGCAGCUUUAGGCAAUCUUAUUGGAGCUUCACGUAUAUUGGAGGCGAUAGCUCGUGAUGAAUUAUUUGGUCGACUUCUCCAUCCAGCAAAAUGGACGACAAAACGUGGAAAUCCGAUAGUGGCAGUCCUUUCUGCUGGGUUUCUUUGUUUGUUAAUUUUACUGAUUGGUAGAUUAAAUGCUAUCGCUCCACUUGUAUCUGUUCUAUUUUUACUGGCUUAUGCUUCUGUGAAUUUGGCCUGUGCUGGUUUAGAUGCUGCCUCACCACCAAAUUUCAGACCAACAUUUCGUUAUUUUAACUGGAUCACUUCAAUUUUUGGAAUGAUUGGUUGUUUCAUUAUGUGUUUAUUAAUUCAACCAAUUUAUACGGUAGUCGCAAUAAUUGUUUUAGGUCUACUCGUAUUUUCAUUAUAUCAGCGGCAUUUAGAAUCGUCAUGGGGUAAUAUUGGACAAGCGCUUCUAUUUCAUCAAAUCCGUAAAUAUUUAUUAUUGUUGGAUUCCCGUAAAGAUCAUGUUAAAUACUGGAGACUCCAAUUACUGUUACUUGUUGCAAAUCCACGUUCGUCAGCCUCACUUGUUCAAUUUAUGAAUAGUUUGAAAAAAGGUGGUCUUUAUGUAGUUGGUCAUGCAAUUUGUGGUGAUCCAGAUGAGUUCGUCGACCAAUCGGAUCCAUGUCUAAAUCAGCGUUGGUAUUGGACACAAUAUGUGAAAUAUUUGAAAACUAAAGCAUUUGUAGAAAUAACAAUUGACCGAAGUGUACGCAGAGCGAUAUCACAUCUUAUUCGAAUUUCUGGUUUAGGUGCAAUGCGUCCAAAUACAGUGUGUUUGGGAUUUUAUGAUGAUAAGCCGUCAAUCGAUGUUUUAGCUAGGAUUUGGAAAGAACGUAAAGUAAAAAAAUUCAGUUCAUGGCCAAAUCAUAUUCAUUCAUAUAAUUCCACGGAAUUAAUCAUUAAUAAUAAUGAUGCCCAAACGACAAAUGCUUAUUUAAGCAGCAGUGAACUAUUAGCUAAUUUCGGUUCAGUUCCGAAUCAGGAUUCAAAUUCUAUUUUUGUCAAUCAGAAUAAUACAGAUAUUCAAUUUUAUGGUGACCAUCGUCCUGGUCGUCUUACCUCGCAGGAAUAUGUCAGCAUUAUUCGAGAAAUUCUCAAUAUGGAGACCAAUGUUGUACUUGCUCGAAAUUUCGACAGAGUAAUUUUUGAUGAAGGUAUGUCUGGUUGGGAUGCAACUCGACGCUAUUUCCGUAAUAUUUUUCAUACAAAUAACCGUUCACAACGGUUAAAUUCAAAUUAUAAUAAUGGUUAUAAUGCAGGUACAGUGAUGGAUGUUACUAAUUCAAUGUCUGAGAUUAAUCCAUAUAUAGUAGACACUUCAAAAGUUAUAUUCUUUGAUAUAUGGCCAAUUGAUCUUCUUGGAUUUUAUGGUGAGAAUUUAAAUCUACCAUCAUCUUCAUCACACGAAGAAAUUUACAAGCAAGUGAUUGAUCGUACUGGUCUAUUCCUCUUACAACUUGCCUGUUUAGUCGCUAGAUCACCCUAUUGGCGUAAACGUCGUCAUCCACCAAAACUACGUGCAUUUUUUCCACAGUUACGUACAAUGAAUCCACCUAAUGGAGAGGUUGUUACGGUAACUGACAAAGCACGUUCUCAAUUAUCAACUUUGUUGAAAAAUUUAAGAAUUCCUGCAGAAAUACAUCUGGUUGAUAUGGAUAGUUCAAUGAUGAAAGAAAAUUCAAUGUUGAAAAAUAUUGAUGGUAAUAUUAAUAAUAACAGAAGAAUAAUCUGUCUAAACCAAUUAAUUCUGUCUCAUUGUCAUCCGAAUACAACAGCUUUAUUUCUCUAUUUGCCUAAACCAAGUUCAGAUUUAUCAUUAGCUGAUAUUUAUUUGAAUCAAUUGAAUAUACUAACCGAUACGUUACCGCCAACAUUGUUAGCUCAUGGUUUACAUGAGGUCACUUCAGCUGAACUGUAAUGAUUUAUUUUUGAUUUUGUGUCUUAAUAAGAGUUUAAAAAUGAGUGAGCAACAACAUAUGUAUUACGUCUAUCUAGUUGUUUUUUUCUCUGAUUGAAUUCAAUAUUAAUUAUUUGUGUGUCUGCGCAUACAUGUAUGUCCCUUUUGGAUUAAUACGGUGUUUUUUGCCAAGUGUCCAUGCCUUAUUUACUAUUUCGUUAACGCA
Molecule: messenger RNA, 3190 nt
Organism: Schistosoma mattheei
Lineage: Eukaryota; Metazoa; Platyhelminthes; Trematoda; Strigeidida; Schistosomatidae
Source: the annotation of a GenBank genome assembly